Astyanax mexicanus (Mexican tetra) is the source of this 921-nucleotide messenger RNA. Its product is annotated as C-type mannose receptor 2-like. The record is from RefSeq and is a predicted model, not a curated record. The coding region runs from base 95 to 871 and encodes 258 amino acids. The transcript has 5 exons. NCBI's taxonomy places the organism in Eukaryota, Metazoa, Chordata, Actinopteri, Characiformes, Acestrorhamphidae.
AAAUGAAUAACAGAGAUCUAUCUAAACAAAAACAGAGUCGUCCAGCAGGUAGUUUCCUCCAGGAGAGCAGCACAGCAACAUCUCCACAACAGUCAUGAGGUCAGCACUGCAUUGUCUCCUGCUGUUCUCAGCUCUGUGGACUCUCUCCUUCUGUGGAACUCGUCAGUUUCAUGUGGUGAACAACAAACUGAACUGGACUGAAGCUCAGAAAUACUGCAGAGAGAACUUCACUGAUCUGGCAACCAUUGAGAACCAGGAGGAAAUGGAUGCUGUAAAAGCUGCUGUUAAUGGGACAUCAGGUCAUUUCUGGAUUGGACUGAGACAGAUUCCUGAACAGCAAGACGGAAGCUGGAUCUGGUCAGAUAAGAGUAACCCCUCAUACACAGACUGGAACACUGGAGAACCAAACAGCCCUGAGAAAGACAACUGUGUGGAAUUAUGGAGUGAAAGUGAAUACAGAUGGAAUGAUGCAGGCUGUACAUAUCCAAGUCCAUUUGUCUGCUAUAAAGAGAUUCCUCUGAUCCUGAUUAAAGAGAAGAAGACAUGGAGAGAAGCUCUGAAAUACUGCAGAGAGAAUCAUGUGGACCUGGUCUCUGUUCACACUGAGGAAAUUCAGCGCUGGGUGGAGAUUGUUACCAGAAAAACCUCCACUGAUAAUGUGUGGGUGGGUCUGCGUCACACCUGUGACCUGAAGUUCUGGUUCUGGAUGAGUGGAGAGUUCCUCUGCUACCAGAACUGGGCUCCAGGGAACGGGAUGGGAGUGGAGGACUGCAGGAAUGGAGAAAGAUCAGGAGCGGUUCAGUCUGGAAGUAAGCAGUGGAUCAGUCUGCUGGAGAACCAGAGCCUCAACUUCAUCUGCAUUACAAAAUAAUACAAUUUGAGGAUUUUAACUAAUAUAUCUGUCUAAAAAUUAACCCUGUA